This is a messenger RNA of Micropterus dolomieu (smallmouth bass), 1378 nucleotides long. It is a transcript of the gene rgs13a, whose product is annotated as regulator of G protein signaling 13. The record is from RefSeq and is a predicted model, not a curated record. Bases 86 to 637 code for a protein of 183 amino acids. NCBI's taxonomy places the organism in Eukaryota, Metazoa, Chordata, Actinopteri, Centrarchiformes, Centrarchidae. The transcript is spliced from 5 exons.
AUUCAUCAUACAGACAAAGUGGCAGUCUCACAACGCUCUCAGAGCAGCCCGACACAAAGACUCACAUGUAAAAAGCAUUACUGUCAUGCCAAGUCUAGUCACAUCACCACCAAGGGAGCUGCAGCAUCUCAACAUGGACAACAAGAAGACGGGAAAAGACAGGGGAGAAAACCUGAAGUCCCGGCUGCAGCGAAGAUUGUCUCAAGCCCCUAACACUGAGGGGCUUUGUUUCGAGGAGAUGUCCCAGUGGUCAGAGUCACUAGACAGACUUUUAUCCUCCAAAUAUGGCAUGAAGAUAUUCCAGGCCUUCUUGAAGUCAGAAUUCAGUGAUGAAAACAUUGAGUUUUGGUUGGUGUGUGAGGACUAUAAGAAGAUCAAGUCUUCCUACAGGAUGUCCUCCAGGGCCAAAAAGAUCUUCAAACGCUACAUUCAAGCAGAGGCUGCAAGAGAGAUCAACAUUGAUCACAAGACCAGAGACCUGAUCAGGCGGAACAUUAAGGCGCCUACCACAGUGUGUUUUGACGAUGCCCAGAGGAUCGUCUAUGGGCUAAUGGAGAGGGACUCUUACCCACGUUUUCUCAGGUCCGACAUCUAUCGGGCUCUACUAGACUCCACAUCAGAAUCGGUGAAGAUGUAAAGAAAACAGAUACCAAAGACAUUGCAUUCGUAAAAGUUGGACUGUGAAACUGAGCCAAAUUCUGGACUACCUGAGAGAAGCUAUGGUGUGUGUGUGCUUCUCCUGGGACCACUGGUGUUGACCAAAAACAUGUCAUUUUCAACACAUUCAUGCCUUAUUUCUGAGUUGAAGAAGUCAUGCUUUAGGGGCCCAUGGCCACAUAUUACUGCGUUACAGAGGAGAAGUGAGCUCUGUAGUAAAAACCGUGACUAGAGUUUGUCCAAAGCCAGCUGGCAUAAUGGAAAAGGAUGGGCUUAGGCCAAAAAUGGUUACAGUUGUACAUGAAUCAACAGCAGCUACCGUGAUAGCCGUUGUAAAGCAAAAGACUUCCCAGAGUAGCCAUGGUUAAGUCAUGAAAAUGCUGGGGACUUUCUGUGAGACACGGUAGGAAGUGUAUGUGGUGCAAACAACCCAUUCCACCCAAGAUGCAAGUGCACGAGCUGGUAUCGACAUUUGCACAACAUCAAGUUUAUUGUUAUCUCACUAAAGCAAUAGAUGAGUAGAUGCUAUCCAGAUGUGGAUUUUUAUGCGCAUUUAGAAGUUUUACAUCAGUGCUGUCACACUGAAAUAACUGAUAUAUUAUAAUAAUCUGUUAUAAGCUAUUAUGUCGAAAAUGUAUUCGUCAGUUGUGAAAAUUUUGUGAAUUUGAAACUGAAGAUGGAGUUACAUAUAUAAUAAAAAUAUAUUACAUUUGCAUUGAAA